AAAAACAAGCAAAGCAAGUUGCGAACAAAUUGAAAGCCUCCCAGCGUUAUCUUGUUCAACAUACUCUAGUAGUCAAUCAUUUUUUAAUUGAUCGUACACACAACGAAUCUAACCUUCAUUACCUAGGAUCAAUUCGUUUCUAAGUUUUUUAGUAGUCAAAAGUUUUCCCGUCAUAGUAUUUAAUAAUUAUCAUGACUCUAAUUGUUAAAAAGAGUGGAGAGAAGGAACUCUUCUCCUCCGAAAAGAUUAGAAUCAGACUCCAAGACCACACCAAGGAUCUCUAUCACAUUAAUAUAGAUUCUAUCAUUGAAAAGCUUCAACUUGAAAUUCACAACGAUAUUACCACUGAAAAGUUGGACAACCUCAUUGCUGAAUGUAUUGCCUAUAUGGCCUAUUCUCAUCCUGACUAUUUAAAGUUGGCUGGUAGAGUGAAAGUUUCUACCCUCCACAAACACACAAAGUCAAAAUUCUCUGAAGUCGUUCAUGAUUUGCGUAACUUCAUCCACCCAAGAACUAAUUUGCCAUCACCAUUAAUUUCCGAAGAAGUUUUUAAUGUUGUUGCUGCCAAUGUGGAUGUUUUGGAUCAAGCCAUCAAGAGUGAAAGAGAUUUCCAAUUCGAUUACUUUGGAUACAAGACUCUCGAAAGAAGCUACUUGCUCAAACUUGCCGAUAGUCGUAUUGCCGAAAGACCACAACACAUGUUUAUGCGUGUAAGUUUAGGUAUCCACGGAGGUGACAUUGAAAGAGCCAUUCAAACCUAUGAUUUACUCAGUAGUGGUAUGUUUAUUCAUGCCUCUCCAACAUUGUUCAAUGCUGGUACUCCAAUUCCACAAAUGAGUUCUUGUUUCCUCGUUUCUAUGAAGGAUGAUUCCAUUCAUGGUAUUUAUGAUACCCUUAAGACUUGUGCCCUUAUUUCCAAGUCUGCUGGUGGUAUUGGUUUGUCAGUUCACAAUAUUAGAGCUUCUGGAUCAUACAUUAGAGGUACAAACGGAACAUCAAAUGGUUUAAUUCCAAUGUUGAGAGUUUUCAAUGACACUGCCAGAUAUGUCGAUCAAGGUGGUGGUAAGAGAAAGGGUGCCUUUGCCAUUUAUUUGGAACCUUGGCACUCUGACAUUUUUGACUUUUUGGAUUUGAGAAAGAAUCACGGUAAGGAAGAAAUCAGAGCUAGAGAUUUAUUCUUGGGUUUAUGGGUCAACGAUCUCUUCAUGCAACGUGUUAAGGAUGAUGCCGAAUGGUCACUCUUCUGUCCAAAUGAAGCUCAAGGUCUUGCUGAUGUUUGGGGUGAAGAAUUCAAUCAAUUAUAUACCAAAUAUGAAAGAGAAGGAAAGGCCAAGAGAACCAUCAAGGCUCAAGAACUCUGGUUUGCUAUUAUUGAAGCCCAAAUUGAAACUGGUGUCCCAUACAUGUUGUACAAGGAUUCUUGUAAUAGAAAAUCCAAUCAACAAAACCUUGGUACCAUCAAGUCUUCUAACUUGUGUACUGAAAUUAUUGAAUUUACUGCUCCUGAUGAAGUUGCUGUAUGUAACCUUGCCAGUAUUGCUCUUCCAAAGUAUGUCAAUGAAGAAACUCAAACCUAUGAUCACCAAAAGUUAUACGAAGUUGUCAAGAUUGCCACUUACAAUUUGAAUAAGAUUAUUGAUAAGAAUUAUUACCCAGUCGAAGAAGCCAAGAAGAGUAACUUUAGACACAGACCAAUUGGUCUCGGUGUUCAAGGUUUGGCCGAUGCUUUCAUCAAGAUGCGUCUUCCAUUCGAAAGUGAAGAAGCUAAAAACCUCAACAGGGAAAUCUUUGAAACCAUUUACUUUGCUGCCAUGACCUGCUCAAUGGAACUUGCUAAGGUUGAAGGAACAUAUGAAACCUAUGAAGGAAGUCCAAUCAGUAAGGGUAUCUUCCAACACGAAUUCUGGACCAGAGAAGGUGAACCAUUCGAAGGUAAGACUAUUACCAGCGGUAGAUGGGAUUGGGAAGGUUUGAGACAACAAGUCUUGCAACACGGUGUCAGAAACAGUCUCUUAGUUGCACCAAUGCCAACUGCUUCCACCAGUCAAAUCUUGGGCAACAAUGAAUGUUUCGAACCAUAUACAUCAAACGUUUAUACUAGACGUGUUUUGAGUGGUGAAUAUCCAGUCAUUAACAGACAUCUUGUUGCUGAUUUGAUCAAGAUUGACAUGUGGAAUCCAACUAUUGUUAACCAAAUUAUUGGUAAUAGAGGUUCCAUCCAAAAUAUCCAAGGUAUCCCUGAUGAUAUUAAGGAAUUGUACAAGACUGUUUGGGAAAUUAAGCAAAGAAGCUUGUUGGAUCUUGCCAUUGAAAGAUCUCCAUUCAUUGAUCAAUCUCAAUCUUUGAACGUUUUCAUUUCAAUUCCAUCAGUUUCCAAGAUGAGUUCUAUGCACUUUUAUGCUUGGUCUAAGGGGUUGAAGACUGGUAUGUACUAUUUGAGAACUCAACCAGCCGCCGAUGCCAUCCAAUUCACUGUCGAUCCAAACAUGAUGAAGCAAAGCGUUUCAACAUCACAAGCUGAAGAACCAAAGCAAGAAGAAGAAGUUAUCGUUUGCAAAAGAAAGAAGAGAGGCCAAGCUCCACCUGAAGGUGAAGAAGACGAAGAAGAAUGCCUCGUCUGUGGUGCUUAAAUUCUCUUCCCUAUUCUGUAAAUUACACACAACCUACCCAAAACACAUUGUGCACUUUAAGUAGUGACAAGUGAACCAUCUAAUUCUCUUAUUUAUUAAAACAAAAUUAAUUU
Naegleria gruberi is the source of this 2743-nucleotide messenger RNA. RefSeq names its product ribonucleotide reductase. Lineage: Eukaryota; Heterolobosea; Eutetramitea; Acrasida; Naegleriidae. Bases 192 to 2630 code for a protein of 812 amino acids. Gene Ontology annotation, biological process: DNA replication; deoxyribonucleotide biosynthetic process. The transcript has a single exon. The record is from RefSeq and is a predicted model, not a curated record. Gene Ontology annotation, cellular component: ribonucleoside-diphosphate reductase complex. Gene Ontology annotation, molecular function: ATP binding; ribonucleoside-diphosphate reductase activity, thioredoxin disulfide as acceptor.